Molecule: messenger RNA, 4375 nt
Organism: Plectropomus leopardus (leopard coralgrouper)
Lineage: Eukaryota; Metazoa; Chordata; Actinopteri; Perciformes; Serranidae
Gene: ccdc66
Product: coiled-coil domain containing 66
Biological process (GO): cilium assembly
Cellular component (GO): microtubule; cilium
Molecular function (GO): microtubule binding
Source: RefSeq, a predicted model, not a curated record
AGUGCGGUCCGUCCGGAGCUGCACUGAAGCGCCUUUAUUAGCUCAUUAAUGAUUGAGACGGUUUGUUUUUGUUGUUAAAAGGUUGUCGGUAAACGCGGUGCCGUCUCGGUGUCGGUGGAUAUUAUCUGUCGGUAUGAAUCUCGGAGACGGUCUGCUGUUUGAACUUGAAAAUGGGAAACCUAAGUUGAUUUUACUCAGUCAUGGUGUUGAGAAGAAUCCAGCAAAGCAGCCGUCCUUCAGGCCCAGAGCGGCGAACAUCCUGAGCUCCAGGCAGCCGUCCUGUGUGGAGGAGGUGCAGGGAGAGGAGCGUCCAGCCCGGCAGCUGGCAGGGAGGCACAAAGACACCAAGAGCAAGGCAGGAGGAGCAGCUAACACCACCUCCACGGCCGGGGGGAGGAGCUCCACUCUGACUACGUCCAGGGCACAUGAGAAUCACAAAGGGGGCAGCGUCAAAGUUUUGGCCAAGGUGAAGUCAGACAAACACAAACACAACACUACUGUCGGCUCCCUGAGAGCCAACGGGAAAACAGCUCAGCCUCAAAACAGCCAGACGCCAGAGGCCGGAAAGGUGCGACUAAAAGACACGCUGGCCAGGGGGGACGCAGGACUGAAGGACAGCGUGGUGUGUUUGACCAGUGAGCAGCUUCAGAGGCUCCUCAACACAGUCCAGAUCUCCAGCCGCAGCCAACGACCACCGGAGGACCUCGGGACCCGGAGCAGCGGGAGUGAUGGAAAUCAGACAGAGUCACAAUCUGGCUCCUCCAGGAAUGGAGGAGGAGGAGGAGGAGGAGAGAUGAAGAAGGAAGACACAGGAGGAGGAGCUGAUAUAACUGGAAGAUCACAGGAUAAAGACAACAGGUUGUCUGGAUGUCCGUUCAGCUGGCUGGAGGAGCGACAGUCAGACAGCAGAGCGGCCAUCGACGCCAAGAAGGCUCAGUGGAGGAGAGAACUAGAUGAACAAGUGGCCCUGAAGCAGCAGCAGCAGCAGCAGCAUUCGGCUCCUGGCAGACUCCAGGCUGAGGAGGACGCAGAGAGUGUGUUUUCAGUUCAGAGCUUCGUCAGCCACAGAGAUCAGCCUGCAGCCAUCAGAUCCAGCCUCAGACUCGGGGAGGUCACGCCCAUGGAGGAGGUGCUGGGUGUUGAAAGGAGAGAGGAGCAGAGGAGACGCUGGCUGGAGGAGCUGGACCAGCAGAGAGAGGAGGCGACCGAACGCAGGAGACGAGAGAAGCUGCUGCAGAACCAGAGGGAGGACCACGAGCUCUGGGCCGCACACUUUGACUCUCUGCAGAGACGGCCUCUGGUCCACGUUGCAGCUCCUUCAGCUCCACCUGCAGCUCCGUCCAUCGGCUCUGAGCGAGGGGACUGGGAGCCGUCCUCCAGCCUGUCUCUGGUCUGGGAGGCCACCAGCAGCUGUGGAGCAGAGAGCGUCGGAGGAGUCAGCAUAGACACAACCAGCGGAUAUCGGACCAAAGCCAGCUAUCUGAGGACCAUGACCGCCCUGCUGGACCCCACCCAGAUAGAGGAGAGAGAGAGGAGGAGGCUCAAACAGCUGGAGCAGCAGCGAGCGAUUGAGGCCCAGAUGGAAGAGCGUCGGCAGCAGAGGGAGCAGGAAGAGGCGAGGAGGAGAGAAGAGGAGGAGGAGGAAGAGAGGAGGGUGGCGGUAGAGAGAGAAAUGAUGGAGAGACAGUAUGAGCUGGACACACAGAGGGAGAGGCAGAAGUUGCAGUCGAGCCAUCAGUCAGAGCAGCCACAGAGGAACAACAACAGCGAAAGAAAUCCAGAGACACUGGAGCUCAGCGCAGUUACAGGUCAGGGUGAGAGUCUGGAGGAGAAGAAGGACGUCAGCAGUUCAGCCUCCUCAUACAAAGACACUGCUGUACAGACGGAAGCAGCUCCAUCUCUCCCUCCCAGAGCUGAGACUCCUGACGUCUCUGCGCAGUACCAGCAGCCUCCUGCUCCGUCUGCUGCUCCUCCAAACGGCAGGAGCCGAGCGGUGAGAACGGGCAAGGAGAACAUCUGCGUGCAGGGAGGCGGAGGAGGAGACCCGUAUGAAGCAUUCGCUAGGACAGACAGGAGCAGGAAGGACAAGAGGAGGCCGGAGUGGAACACACAGAGGCCGAGCCGUCGGUUCGUUCCAGCCUCGGAGCGUUACCCCGCCGCUCUGCAGAGGAACAGACAGGAGAGUCGACAGAGGAGGCAGGCGGAGCUCCUCGCUCUGCAGGAGAAGACCUGUCUGUUCAGGAGCGACCCUCCUCCUCCUCCUCCUCCUCAGCACCAGGAGCCUCGUCUCUGCUCCAACCCCACACAGACCAGAACCAGUCCCACCAGGAGGGUGGACAGUGUCUCCAGAGGACACAGCGUCUCUGCAGCCGUCAGCAGCGAAAGGGGGUGCUCUCCUCCCGUCCCUGCUGUCAGAAACAGAAUUCAGGGUCAGCAGCCACCACCCGCCUCCACCUCUCCACCUCCUCCUCCAGUCCUCGAGUUUAUUCCUUACGUCCGGACUGAUGAAGUCUUUAGUCUGGAUCCACUGGAGCCUGCUGACACCCCCCCACCACGCACACACACAGAAGCUCCUCCAGCGUCUCCUCCUGCUGCCUCACAUCGACUCCUCCAGCCCGAACUGCUUCGUAACACACAGACACAGCGACAGCAGGAGAUCCUGAGAGGCCUGGCCCAGCUACGCCAGGGUUUGUUACAGAAGCAGAGGGAGCUGGAGACGGAUCUGAAUCCUCUGCUGAAGCGCCAUGACAACGAGCUCCAGGUGCCUUCUGCAACACACCGCAUGUGACCUCUGACCGCAGCUGUGUGUGUGUGUGUGUGUGUGUGUGUAUGCGUGCGUGCGUGCGUGCGGACAGUGAUCUGUGUGUUCGGAGUCAGGAUGAAUAGGUGACACUGCAGUCUUUGGGACCGUACAUAUGCCGCAUUUUUGUGCCCCAAAAAAACGCCAUGGAACCAAAGCGUUCCCAGGUGACGAGGAAAAACCAACAACAGCCGGUGGAUAUCUUCACUGAUUAUCCAUCUGUGUUAACAAACUAUGGAGAUAUUGAUCAUGUUAUUGCAGGGCUACACAGAGCUUUACGAGCUGUCACAGACAAUAUUGUAACACGCGCUUAAAACACGUGCCUGAAAAAAUACAAGUCAGCUCUGAACUUUGUGCAAUAGUAAGAUGCUGGAUAUGGUUGCUUAGCAACCUCAGAUGCAACCUGUUUCCCAGCAAAAGAGUAGCACUCAGCGUCCGUCCUCGCGUUUUUUCAGGCAGUAAAAGAUGCGGCAUGUGUCCUCGCCCUCGGACCUGACUGCAAUACAGAACAUUUAACAGAAAAAAACUGUCAGUGUCACCUUCAGUCACCCAAACUUUGGAAACUGGAUGUUCAAUGUGACACGAUCGCUCUCAUCAAGGUUCACAUUUCACAUAAAUUAUUAAACAGCAGCAGAGUUUUGGGAGCUUUAAUAGUAAAGUUGAUUGUAUCAAAGUGAACUCGCCCUGUCCAUCAGGAGAGCAGAAGUGAUUGUUCAGCAAGUCCAACAACACAAGACUAUUCACCAAAUCUAAAAAAGUGCUUUUUUCUUACUUUUACUUUUGCAAAUGUUGCUCCUCCUGUUAAUUUACCACAAUCUGCUGUCAGUUGAGACAUUAGCUGUAGAAGAGCUGCUGCAAAAGACAAUAUUAACUCUAUAAUUUUUCAAAUUGCUUGAUGAAUUUCACGUUGUUUUUCGUGUUUGUUUUAAAGCGACAGCCUCACAGGUGACGAUGUACGUAAGCCAGCGUGUGCACGUGCAGUGAACAUUUGGGGUUUUAUACCAACUUCAGCCUUUAAUUACGACAGGCAGCUACGACAGUAAAGACAUCAUCGUAGUCACAAUAACAUUUCCCUUCAGUCUCGACCUGAUUUUAAAAUCUAGAAACAUUUCUGAAUUUCUUUUUUGGACACUGAUAAAUGUGAGUUGCAGGUUCAACACGAGCACAAACUUUUAACACGAACUACAAACAUCUGUGUUUUCUGUAAAUCUGCUCCAUCAGUUCUACCUCACAUCAGCACAAACACGUUCUCACUAACAGUUUAUGUAAAGAUUGUAUUUAAAAAUGAUGUUUUUAAUGCACUUUCCAUAAGAAUCACGCUGAACCAAACAGGUGUUUAGGUUUACCUUUUUUUUCGUCAUCUCUGGGGCACCACGUCUUUUUCUCUGGAGCGUACUUCCUGCAGAGGAGCACAGCACUUAUUUAAAUCAUGAAUGAAAGAUGUUUUUUUGUUUUUUUUUACUUCAGCUUCCUGCUGGCAGAGGAGUUUUUCUUUAUGACCCUGCGUUGUGUCAUUUUUCUGGUUAUAUGGUGUUGGUGUUUUUUAUUUAUUGCAAAUAAACAAUGUUAAGUGUA